This is a messenger RNA of Adineta ricciae, 795 nucleotides long. Lineage: Eukaryota; Metazoa; Rotifera; Eurotatoria; Adinetida; Adinetidae. The record is from the annotation of a GenBank genome assembly.
AUGAAUUUUACUUACCCGUUCGAUUCGUACACUCCUUCAGGUUUCGGUGCAACAAGUUUUGCGAUUUUUGUAUAUUUAUCACUGGUCGCUUGGUUCGUUCAAUCAUUACAUGGAAAAUGUCAACCACGUCUCCUAUCGAUAUUCGUAUUUGUCGCGCAUUUAACUCUUUUUAUUGAACUUGUCCUACGUGCAACUGUUCAUAAUGAUGUUUUACAUACAACAACACUUUACAAGAUAAGAGCACCGUUGAUUAGUGUGCCUGCUCGAUUUAUAUUACUCGCUAACUACCAUUGUUUAGUGGAAUUACGUGGGCAAAAACCACAUCGACCCCUCGAUCGAAUUAUUGAUGCUGUCGUUUUAGUUUUUGCACUUUCAGCUGAUAUACUUCUUACCAUCGCAAAUGAACUUUCACUUAAGCCGAAUCAUCUUUAUCUUAGCUUUUAUCUUCGUCAAGCAUCAGCUAUCUGCGUCCUUAGUCUCGCUCUAUUUUUCUACUUAGUUUGGUAUUUAGCUGUUCCACAUGUUCGUCGUCUUUAUGUUCUACCUCUAUUGGCGAUUUCAAGUGCUUGUGUGUUGAUCGAAGCAGUUUAUAUUCUCUUGACUUCGAUACCGUUUCUGUUCAACGUUCUUUCUCAAAAGGAAUUAUGGUUCUAUGUCGGACAUUUGGUUCCACUUGCUGUUGCCCUUUGUUCCUGGUCGAUUUAUCAUCCGUGGAGAUUAUUACCACCACUUGAACGAGAUAUUCCUCAUGAUUCAGCAGGCAAAGAGCUGCUUCCACGACCAUCAUUAAUCUAA